AUGCAUAUCUUUCUGUAUCAAAGCUCCAUGUAUCAUGACCAAAGUGGUGGGCCGCUUUCGUAUAUUCCCAAUCCAUCAAAAGCUUCGAAUGAGCCAACCGAUCCAGUUGUAGUCCUUCCUGAAUCUGGUCAAAUUAUUCGCGCUAUUGAAACUGAGGAUGUUCCAAAGUCUGCUGAAAUAACAAGAGAUGAAUUGCUUAAUGCCAGUGCUUUUCUUGAGAUCAUUGAUUUGGUAAACCAGAAAAAGCGUUACAUCAGAGUACCCAGCUCAGGCCGUUCUCCGUCUUACGCAUUUUGGUUGGUCCAACCAAAUAAACCAAAUUUCUUUCUGGCUGGUCUGAGCAAUGACGGUCUCGUUACAGCUGACUCGGGAGGUUGCAUUCAAUUGUGGGAGACAUCACUCAUACAUUUAGAGCGUUCUCUUCAGGAAUGGAGAAAUAUGAUUGGUUAUGAAGACACACGGCCAUUGCAAAUUAAUUAUGAACGAGAAAGUGGUAAAGAAGCAGAAGGCCCGAAACAUGGCAAGAUUGAUCCCGACAAUGUACCCCAUGUUGGUGGUAACACCUGGGCAGGUGGAACAGGUGGCCGUGAUACGGCAGGCCUGGGUGGAUUUGGUGGGCCAUAUCGUCUAGAUGCAGGCCAUGAUGUUUACCAGGUACCUCAACAUGAAAAGGAUGCUGUUCCUGAAGAGAUUAAACAAGCUGCCCGUGAAAUGGCUGAGAAAGCAUGGAAAGAGAGGUUACGAGAGAUUCAGAUGAGUGAGUAUGAUGCUGAAACCUACGAGAGUUUUGCAAAGAGUGUACGACGCCAAGUACAUUCUCUACGAGUUAUUAUUGACAGUUUGCAGGCCAAGGGUAAAGAACGACAAUGGUUGAAACACCAGACAUAUGGAGAUCUUGAUGAUACAAAACUAAUUGAAGGGAUCACCGGAGAAAAAUCCAUUUAUAAACGAAGGGGGGAACAAGAACCAGAGCUUGGCACACCUCAAGAAUUGCCCAAGAAACUACGCCUUGUUGUAGAUGUUUCUGGAAGCAUGUAUCGCUUUAAUGGCCAUGAUGGACGACUGGAACGUGAAAUGAGUGCUGUGUUGAUGGUAAUGGAAGCCUUAGAGGGCUACGAAAAUAAAUUUAAGUAUGAAAUUGUUGGCCAUUCUGGAGAAAGUUAUGACACAUCUUUCAUUCGAGCUGAUAAAGUGCCUAAAAAUAAUAAAGAAAGAUUGACAGUGCUUAAGACAAUGCACGCUCAUUCACAAUUUUGUCUGAGUGGAGACCAUACACUGGAAGCCACAAAACACAGUAUCAAUUCUGUGCAAGAAGAAGAGGCAGAUGAAUAUUUUGUUAUCAUCUUAAGUGAUGCCAAUUUUGACCGAUAUGGCAUUCGGCCACAGACUUUUGCCAAAUUACUUACUGAAAAUGAAGAGGUGAAUGCCUUUGCCAUUUUUAUUGGAUCCCUUGGAGACCAAGCUGUCAGGUUGACAAAGCAACUGCCCAUGGGUCAUGCAUUUGUGUGCAUGGACACAGACAAACUUCCACAAAUUCUUCAGCAGAUUUUCACGUCGACCAUGUUAUCAUCAAGUUAA
Acanthosepion pharaonis is the source of this 1578-nucleotide messenger RNA. The record is from the annotation of a GenBank genome assembly. NCBI's taxonomy places the organism in Eukaryota, Metazoa, Mollusca, Cephalopoda, Sepiida, Sepiidae.